AUGCCUUCGUUAGGAAUUUCCUUUUACUUUACCCUCAAAAGUUUGGUUUUAAUGGAUGAAGAUUUGUAUUAUGUUCCUCGCCGUGGCGAUCAUCUGUAUGUUUGGCGUAAAGUUCGCAUGUACCAGCAUCAUGGCAUUGUCAUUUCUGCUAAGGACAUUCUCGAACAUGUGGAUGCCAGACUUCAUCCUAUCAAAAUUAAACCUUUGAUGAUCAUUGAACAAAAUAAACGCGGUCUUGGCAUCGUCACUCUGGAAGAAUUUCGAACUGAAUAUCCGUUUAAUUACAUGCAUGAUGUUGGGUGUGCUCGAUACGGAACUGAUCCAAUGAAUUAUUAUCUAAAUCGAAGUGGCACAUGUUAUCUAACCGCUAGAAUAGAAGAAGACCAAAUAGUAGAAAACGCCAUAAGAAUAUAUAAUGAUGAACGGCAACGAGAUAUUUGGAAGACAUAUAGUCUAAUAGUUAAAAACUGUGAACAAUUUGCAUUUGUUUGCUGUACGAAUGUUGAAUAUGUUUUGGGAGAGCAAGUUUUGUUGGCUUGUAAUGCAGUUAAAUGUCUGUUUAUUAAUGGAAUCUACAAUGCUGUUAAAUUCAGCUUUCAGAUUAUUCGAGGAAAUGCUUUGGCUGCUUUAUCGGCUUUUACAUUGGAAGCAUUAAUCCUGUCCGUACGUCUAUUUAUCUACUAUUGGUAUGAAACUGACCGCGAGAAAAAUUUGAUACGGAAAGUGGCGAUAACACCAGAGAAUUAUGUUCAACAAAUGAUUCAAGCUGGUGUUGGCAGUCUGGCUGCAUUUGGAUUGUCUAUAGCUGCGGUUUGGGUGGGUUCAACGACGUUUAUGGUUGGUGCAACACCCAUGGUUUGUUCCAUUUUCUUUGGUUUUAUUGGUUAUUUAGCUGCUCGAUGGCUUAGUGGACUGUUGAUUGUUCAAGUAAAGAAGAAAUUGAGGAAUGAUGAAAAAACCGUUAUGUACAAGGACCAAGGUGAUGAAGAGGACAGAAUCAACUUUGUCUAG
Messenger RNA from Didymodactylos carnosus, 1011 nucleotides. The record is from the annotation of a GenBank genome assembly. Lineage: Eukaryota; Metazoa; Rotifera; Eurotatoria; Philodinida; Philodinidae.